Malurus melanocephalus (red-backed fairy wren) is the source of this 4183-nucleotide messenger RNA. It is a transcript of the gene PSKH1, whose product is annotated as protein serine kinase H1. Lineage: Eukaryota; Metazoa; Chordata; Aves; Passeriformes; Maluridae. The record is from RefSeq and is a predicted model, not a curated record. The coding region runs from base 307 to 1563 and encodes 418 amino acids. The transcript has 4 exons. Gene Ontology annotation, molecular function: ATP binding; protein kinase activity. Gene Ontology annotation, biological process: protein phosphorylation.
GGCGCGCGCUGAUGACGUGUGGAGGCGGUGCCGCGGCGCGGCCGGAGCGGGCCCAGGUUGGAURUAGAGUCUGAACUUCUUCCAGGUGUCCCUUUAAAACAUUUCUUAUUUCUCCACCUGUUUCUUCUGAUGGAAGACCGGCUGGGGUUCCUUUAUUGCUGUUCAUGCUGAAUAGUUGUUUGGAGAGGUGGUGUGUGAGUGGAGAUACACCUGGUGAUGAUUCAAAUGUGGGAAUUGCCCCAGAUGUGGUUGCUGCUGAUGCUCCCCUGGGAACAUGCCUUGAUAGGGAAUUAACACCAGUCAGUGAUGGGCUGUGGGACAAGCAAAGUGCUUCCCGAGCCCCCCAAAGAUGUGCAGCUAGACCUGGUUAAAAAAGUCGAGCCUUACACAGGCCACAGUGACAUCUACAAGCAUUUCAUCAAAGAUGACUGCGGGGCCGUCAUCAAAGCUGGCUCUCCCUCUCCUCCUCAUCACACCAACCCCUAUCCCGGGAACCCCCUGCCCGCCCACCAGCCCGAGCCCCGCAAGAACAAAGUGGCCAAAUACCGCGCCAAGUUUGACCCCCGAGUGACGGCCAAGUACGACAUCAAAGCGCUGAUCGGGCGGGGCAGCUUCAGCCGCGUGGUGCGCGUGGAGCACAAGGCCACCAAGCAGCCCUACGCCAUCAAGAUGAUCGAGACCAAGUACCGGGAGGGGCGGGAGGUGUGUGAAUCAGAGCUGAGCGUCCUGCGGCGCGUCCGCCACACCAACAUCAUCCAGCUCAUCGAGGUGUUCGAGACCCAGGACCGCGUGUACAUGGUGAUGGAGCUGGCCACCGGCGGCGAGCUCUUCGACCGCAUCAUCGCCAAAGGCUCCUUCACCGAGAGGGACGCCACGCGCGUGCUGCAGAUGGUGCUGGAUGGGGUGAGGUACCUGCACACCCUGGGCAUCACCCACCGCGACUUGAAGCCGGARAACCUGCUGUACUACCACCCGGGAACAGACUCCAAAAUCAUGAUCACGGAUUUCGGGCUGGCGAGCGCGCGGAAGAAGGGAGAUGACUGCCUGAUGAAAACCACGUGUGGCACCCCSGAGUACAUUGCUCCUGAGAUCCUGGUCAGGAAGCCCUACACGAACUCCGUGGACAUGUGGGCGCUGGGGGUGAUCUCGUACAUUCUCCUCAGCGGCACGAUGCCCUUUGAGGAUGACAACCGCACCCGCCUGUACCGGCAGAUCCUGAAGGGAAAGUACAGUUACUCAGGCGAGCCCUGGCCCAGCGUGUCCAACCUGGCCAAGGAUUUCAUCGACCGUCUGCUCACGGUGGACCCCAGUGACAGGAUGACGGCCCUCCAGGCCCUGAAGCACCCGUGGGUGGUCAGCAUGGCAGCCUCCUCCUCCAUGAAGAACCUGCACCGUUCCAUCUCGCARAACCUUCUCAAGAGGGCAUCCUCCCGCUGCCAGAGCACCAAGUCAGCGCAAUCCACCCGCUCCAGCCGCUCCACCAAAUCCAACAAAUCGCGGCGCGUGCGGGAGCGGGAGCUGCGGGAGCUCAACCUGCGCUACCAGCAGCAGUACACGGGCUGAGCUCCACGCUGGCACCCAGUGGGCACCCUGCCAGAGGUCUGCUCUGUGCUGGAGGUGUGCACACACUCAGUGAGGAACRGCCCAGUUCCUCCCUCCAGGCGUUCCCCCCAUCCACGAGGAGGUGUCCCCCACCCCGUGUGGAGGAAAGGGAACGUUGUGCUGGCUGUCCCACCCUGUGAGCUGUGCCACGGGGUCUCGUGCCAGAAACAGGGGAGGCCCUGUGGGCUCGGAGCAUAGCUCAGAGCCUCAAGGAAUGCACAAAUUAAGGAGCCACGUGGGGAGAAGAGCUCUUUCUGUAGCCCAGGAGCUUGGUUGUUCAUAGYUAUUUAUUAAUUCCAGAGCGUUUCCUUUCUCUCACUUGUGUACAGAAAGAGAAGAAAUCACUCGGUGUGUCUGUGCGUGCACGUCCAUGCGUGCACAUACAUGUGUGGGGGUGUAUAUGUAUUUAAAAAUUAUGUAUACACAGAUUCUGAGCGGGUUUAGUCAGACUCAGUGGUGCCUUUGCAGCAAAGCUGGAGUGAGUCAUGUGCGGUUGGAAGCAGGAUAGCUCUGACUCACGGUGUGCUGCCCACCAGCUCCUCGCCAAAGAGAUGCCAGACAGCAGUUUUCCAUGAGGGCUGGGAAGCUGUGAGGUUUCCCCCAAGGGCUGCCAUCCUCCUGAUGACGCCAAGGGCUCACUUUCCUGAUGACAUCAAGGGUUUACCCCUGGAAUUGUCCUUUCCCUGUUCUCAGCAAGCCCAGUGCCUGCCGUGCAGGGUUUGUAGUUCUUGUGGCUCUGUUAUGUCUGUGACCUGUUACACACCUUGCGUCCUUCAAAAAAAAAUUCAGAAGCUUGAGUUUACUGUGCUAAGGGGGGGAGAAAAAAGGAGGGGAAAAAUUUUUAGGGAUGUGCUUUGCAUCCCAGAACUAGGAUGGGCUAUAACCACUGUAAGCACAGCAUUACUGACCAUGUCACUGCACCAGAAUUUUGGUGGUUCCAGGCUCCUCCCCGUGUGCAGAUGUGACAGGCUCCCCUGCCUGUGCUGCUCCAGAACUGCCAUCCCUGCUUUGGGGUGGGGAAGUGGUGGUGGGAGCUGUUGGGAUGGCCACAAAUGGCUCCAUAGCAUCAGGGUAGGGCUUGAGAAGCRGAUCCCAGUCUGGGAGUGUCAGCAGUGACAAUACUCUGGAGACAUUGCACAAAUGCCCCAGAGCUGUGAGGGGUGACUUAGGUUCACCAAGUAARAGCUGCSUUUCAGGUCUCCUCUGCUGGGUAGGUGAUGAUGGGGGCUGCUUACAAAGGACCCUCAGGGGAGGUGGGGGCUGCAGAGUWGAGCUUUGUGCAAGCCUGCUCACAGAUCUUCCCAGCUAGUUAGAGCAGCCAAGUGGGGCUGAUGGCACAGGCACAGGAUCGAUUUGGCUUCUCAUAGUAACAGUGGCAAGAUCAGCAGAGAAGGAAAAUGCUAGGGUUUGAAACUUUUCUCAUGAAGCCACACGAUUUGCUUUGUGCUGUGCAUUGGGAAGGGCUUGCUUGGCUCUGGGCUCAAGGGGCUGGUGAGCUUGGCCUUUUCCCAGGAUUGAUGCCUAUGCCACUGUAUUUUAGUGUCAGCAGGACUGAAGUGAUCGGUCACAUCUCCAGGGAGCUCUCACUGUGGCCACAGUCCCUCCUGGUCAGCAAACAGCAAAGCAGCUUCAGUGGAAGAAGUUUUCUGUGCUAAGGGAAAAAAAGGGGGAUUUCUGGGGAUGUGCUUCCCACCUGAAAGCUGGGAUGGGCUGUAACUACAAGAAGCUCAGCCUGGUGUGCCCAAGCAUGUGGUGAGGAAUACAGCAGAGGGAACCUGAGGACAGCCAUUGUGUGUAGCAGGGGUGCUUUUGAAAUCCUUUGCAUGGUUUUGCAUGUUAUUUUGAAAACUGCAUCCUUUGCAGGCWGCCCUUUCUCUGAGCAUCCAUCCUACCAUGUCACACACAGUCUUUCUUCCAUCAGAAUUAACAGAUAGUGCAGAAUUCCCCAAAACUGUUGUUUUUCUCAACUCCGUGGACUGCAAGCAAAAAUGUCUUCUCCAUCUUUUACCUCCUCACAUUGUUUUCCCUAGUUUGUAACCAUGAGCUAUAAACUAGGUGUGAUUUUUGACAAAGCAGGCAGCUUGCCACGUUUUGCUUCUUGAACAGCUCAGUGUCCCUUUUAGUUACUGCAAACARCUCUCCAAAGCAGGAGCCCCUCUUAGACCAGUAUCAACUGGACCGUGGUGACCCUGCAGGUCAGGUGGUUGGCAGGAGGCUCCCUUGGAGUCCUUCUGGUUCUGAGCCAUUACUUGAAGAGUCUUUGGUGUGUUUGGAGCAUCACUCCAGGCACUGUGAUUGCUUUUACCUCCUGGCUGCUCCCAUGGCCCUCCCCAGAUUAUCCUGCAUGUUUAUUCAUUUUAUGGAUGUUUUGCCUGUGUGAGGGGGUCAAACUGAUGAACUGAGCCAAGACCUCUACAAUUGAGACCCUUCCCCUUAACCACUAGACCAGAUGUCUGUCCAUGCUAUUCCUUCAUCUUUCUCUUGUGGGAUGAGUGAUAUAAAAGGCUCUGGGCUAACCAGGCUUGUUUCUCCACCUUCACAAAGCAAAACGAGAWUUUCCUCAUUUGUGACAACUUUUGCC